Molecule: messenger RNA, 4581 nt
Organism: Hippocampus comes (tiger tail seahorse)
Lineage: Eukaryota; Metazoa; Chordata; Actinopteri; Syngnathiformes; Syngnathidae
Gene: cacng8b
Product: calcium channel, voltage-dependent, gamma subunit 8b
Exons: 7
Coding region: 1641-2885 (414 amino acids)
Biological process (GO): positive regulation of synaptic transmission, glutamatergic; transmission of nerve impulse; neurotransmitter receptor transport, postsynaptic endosome to lysosome
Cellular component (GO): postsynaptic density membrane; AMPA glutamate receptor complex
Molecular function (GO): voltage-gated calcium channel activity; channel regulator activity
Source: RefSeq, a predicted model, not a curated record
UGCUGGGUUUUGUGCAACCUAAUUGUUUGUGUGCGUGUGUCCUGCAGCAGCUCAGCAAGUGGCUCCAUUUUAUUAAGUUCACAGGGGUGACAUAAUUCAGCCUCCACCCACCGACAGCACUGAAGUCAUUCGACUGACUGAACGCUCGUGAUCGCCAUGACAGAUAAAGUCGGUGUGUAUUGAUUGUAUCGCGAUUGACUGGUGAUUUUCACGCGCACACGCACGAACACAGACAGACAGAAAAACGGCGAGCUGCUCAUGUGUGUCAGCAACCCGACAACGAGACGUUUUGCUGUGCCAUUAGUAUUGGAGUUGAGAGUCGUUUGACGGGGACAGGAAGUACGAAUAUUAGCGGAAGUCCUGGGGAUAGAUAGCAGUCGAAUUCACAGUAUUGUAUAAUCCCGAAGGACUUGGAAAAAAUCAUUUAUUUGGGGGCUUUGUUGUUCACUUCCUGUUUUUCAAAGAAUACAGAUUGUUUCAGAUGUAUUUCGGUUGUUGAAAAGUGUCACGGCACGGUACGUGAUGCUAGCGGCUAGCAGCUAGCCCUGUUCGCCGACGAGCAGGCGAAAAAACACAAACAACGCAGCAAAGGCAGCUUGCGUAGCUUUGAAUUUUUUUUUUUUGUUCACAGUUUGUCUUUUGGGGAGUUCUGUUCUCUACCUGAGCGACCUUAAGAUAUGACCGAUCUUAAACGACAAUUCUAAUGGUGCCAAAUGACUGAAGCACAGCCUGGUUUUGUCUCGUCGCCUAUUUGGGCAACUUCAACGCGUUGCUCCCGGAGCCCAAAUAAGCAAUGCAGUGAUCCUCCAGCAUGUUAUGAAUUCUGCAUUUUUGUGGUGGUCAUCCUGGUGGGACUUGGACAGUUUUUUAAAGGGGAUACAUGCUCGGAAAAAACCCGUUUGCGAACUAUUGUUAGACAGCCAGCAACUCGGAUUUGAGUCUAAAAUAUUUGGUGUCUGUUGUUACGACAUGCGGCAUGAAGAAUCCGUGCUCAGUCAGUGACGUGUGCACACACACACACACUCGCACCUUUUUCCCCACCACGUCUCACCACUGCCCGCUUGCUAAAAUGAUAUUUGAAUCAAAUUCCUUCUGAUCUGACCUUAAACUUCUCGUUUUAUUACACAUGUGCAUCGGAUCGGUGUGCGAGCUCCCCCUGGCACCCCCCACCCCACCUUUCCCCACGGACUCCUCUUCUCCUUGCCCCCACCACGACCACCACCACCACCAUCAUCAUCAGCAUCAUCAUGUGUAUCUCCUCCCAUCCUCUGGCGGAGUGCGACGCGCACAGAGCAGCUCUGACAUCCCGCAGCAGCCUGCAGCUGAGCAGUGACGGUGGAUGCUUUGGUGCCGGCUUCCUGCUAGCGGAGGAGCGAGCAAAGGAGAGCGCGACGAGUGUCCAAGACUCAGCACUCCGCUGGCACCGGCGACUCUAGCGAGAAAGGCAGCGGGAAGGAGCGAGUGAGAGAGAGAGAGAGAGAGAGAGAGGGCAGUGCACCGAGGAGAGAGCGAAAGAGAGUGGGGAGCGGCUGAGAACAGUCGAUGGAUGCUGUCCGGUUUGAAGGGGCAGCACGUUCUUCACUGACGAGGAAAGGAAAGAUUUCAAAAUUGAGUCGAAGGAUAGAAACUCGCCGUCAGGCAUGGUGUGUGAGAAGGGGAUCCAGAUCCUCCUCACCACCGUGGGGGCGUUCGCCGCCUUCGGCCUGAUGACGGUGGCCAUAGGGACGGACUACUGGCUGUACUCCCGGGCCCUCAUCUGCAACAGCACGGCCAACGUCACGCAGGACGACCCUCACAACAAGGACAAGAAGGACCCCGGGGCGCUCACCCACUCUGGACUGUGGAGGAUAUGCUGCCUGGAAGGAGUCAAGCGAGGAGUGUGUUCGCAGAUCAACCACUUCCCGGAGGAUGCGGACUUUGACCACGACGGGGCCGAGUACGUCCUACGCGUGGUGAGGGCUUCCAACAUCUUCCCCAUCCUCAGCGCCAUCCUGCUGCUUUUGGGAGGCGUGUGCAUCGCUGCGAGCCGUUUCUAUCGGAGCAAACGGAACAUCAUCCUGGGGGCGGGGAUUCUCUUUGUGGCCGCAGGUCUGAGCAACAUCAUCGGCGUGAUCGUGUACAUCUCGGCGGCGCUGGGCGACAUCUCCCCCAAGAAGGACGAGGACAAGAAGUGGCAGUACUCGUACGGUUGGUCCUUCUAUUUCGGCGGUCUGUCCUUCAUCAUGGCCGAGAUGGUGGGCGUGCUGGCGGUCAACAUCUACAUCGAGAAGAACAAGGAGCUGCGCUGCCGCUCCCGCACCGACAUCUUCAAGAGCACCACGCACGCCAUGCUGCGCCUGCCCAGCUACCGCUUCCGCCGCCGCUCCCGCUCCUCGUCGCGCUCCACCGACCCCUCCCGCUCCCGAGACCCUUCGCCGGUGGGCGGCGGCGUGGGGAAGAACUUCGGGCUGCCCCCUUCGGCGCUGCUCUCCCAGGGCCCCAUCUCCGUGUCCACGCUGCCCAACCCACACUCGCGCUCCCACGCGGCGCUGGCCGCGGGCGACAUCUCGCUUUACACGCUGUCCCGCGACCCCAAACUGGGCGGCCUGCCGCCCAUGUACGGCACGGUGGACCGCGCCACGCUCUACCAGCUCCACAACUGCUUCCCCAAGGAUGGCGGCGGCGGCGGCGGCAUGAUGAGCGGCACGCUGCCCUCGCUCAAGUCCCACAACCCUUCCAACUCCUCCAACUCCAACGUGCCAAUGCCCAACUCGGUGGGCUCGGGACCGCCUCCCUUCACCUCGUCCACGGUGGACAGGGAGCGAGGGAUGGGCACUCUGGACAGGCUGAAGGGAGACAGGGAGAGCAACUCCAACACCCUCAAUAGGAAGACCACACCCGUGUAAAAGCAGGAAGUAGCCGUCGUCCGGCUCAGCUGAAAUGUUCAUCUCUCCCUCCGCGACGAAAAGCAGAGUGCAGUCAUCACAGAGCGAUCAUAACAAACAACCACAAUGAACUCUCGCAACAAAACUAUUUUGAUAUUUCCACGUGCUAGAAAUGAUUUAUUUUGUUAACGAUCAACAUGCAAACUAACCUUGGGCUAACUACAAAAAAAAAAAAGAAAGAAAAUUGUGCAAUAUUACCGCUAAUUUCGCAGACCUGCGUUAGCGUCAAUUGUUGUUGUGAUUAUGUUUUGCGUUUGUACGAGGGAUGGGCAGAACAAUCCAUUGGUGUCAAUUCUGGCAUGCCUCGUGUCUUAGUAGCAUCCUUUUGUUUUUUUUUUUGUCAACUACGCGUACGACUUCUGGCCUCGGCGAUACAACUAACAUGCAAUUAUGCACUACUAGAAUGUGACGACACAUACCUAGUGGGACAUUUCUGUCACGGUGGAAACAAUUGCCAAUAACAUUCUACUAGUUGACCUCUAGGGGCUCCCUUUCCAUAGAUGGCGCAUCUGCAACGGGGCGCAAAAAGCGGGCCCUGAUUUUUGUUGUCAUUGGAGAUUUUCCAGGUGGGGGUGACACAAGAACAAUUGGGGGCGGGGGGUUCCAAGUGCCUACUACACAGCACAGACGUGCUUGAGACUCGAGUGCACGGCGAGCCCGCCGCAGGACUGCGAGGAGCUGCUUUGAUUGUCCAUGAUUAAAGUCAGCUGUGACUAUUCCCGCAGUGGCGCAGACCUCCCUCUCUCAGAUCUGAUGGAAUGACCCUAAUGCUUCACGAAGAGUGCAGAAAUGUCAACUAUUGCACUUUUACCUCUGAGUAAUAUGCAAAAGUUGUCCCAUGGGGAAAAAAAACAAACUGUGUUCGUCAGAAACAGUCAUCCACCCUUAAUUCUAAUCAUGAGUGUGCACAAAAUCUCGCUCUGAGUGAAUGAUUUCUUUGGACUCGGCGGCUACGAGUACCACAUUGAUUUUGUUGUUGUUUUGUUGACCAGAUGUGAAUACUGUAAAUUGUCUUCCAAUAUUAGCAGGAAAAAAAAAAACCCGAAGACGUGCAACAAUAACGACUCAGUUUUGGCCUCUGUUCGUCUUCGUUCCAUUCCGAUCCGUGUCGACAGUACUUCUUGUAGCGCUUAGUCAUGUUGAAGAUGUUUUGUUCUUUGGGCAUUAACGACAACCUCGAGUUUGAGACGGGACAAAAUAGAAAAUAUGUACAGUACCAGGGAAAAAAAAGGAAGAAACCCCCCACCCCCCCACCCCAGAAUCAUCUCUUUUCUAUCAGUCCCAAAGUGACACACAAAAAAAAAAUAAAAAUCAAGCAUCAUGUAAAUGUGGAUUUCGGAGGGUGAUUAAAAAAAAUCUACAUUGUAAUUUAUGCAUACAUAUAUUUGUAAAUGCUAUCAAGAAAAAUGAGCUUUUGUUACUUGGACUCUAACUUGGUGGUUUACCUCAUUAGCCUCCCCACCCCUGUGACCUUUUGACCCGCCCCCUUUCCCAAGCACCUCCCCAAAGAUUCUUUACACUGUGCUUCCUCGCUCCUCUUCCCUUGAACCAAGGCGAUGAGACUGAAAGCGGCUUGACACGCUCUUCUUUUUUUUUUUUCUUCUCUUCUUGAGGAUUUGACUGCUGCGACAUGAUGCAACCACCCAAAACAAACGAA